Acanthoscelides obtectus is the source of this 1480-nucleotide messenger RNA. NCBI's taxonomy places the organism in Eukaryota, Metazoa, Arthropoda, Insecta, Coleoptera, Chrysomelidae. The record is from the annotation of a GenBank genome assembly.
AAAAAAGCUGGAAACAUCUGCCUGGCUGCCGCCAUCGAAUGUUAUCAAUGAAGCUGUUGUCUGCAUUUCGAGCAUGUCGAGCAAGAAAAAUAAAAAACUGACUGAUGCUGAGCUUCAAUACUUCGCUGAGAACUUAGACGAAAUAUCUUCACCAGAUGAAUUGAGUACUGCCUCUGGGGAGUCAUCUUCAGAAGAAGAUCCAUUUCAUAAAAGUGGAGAGUCAGACGAAUCGUACAAGCCGUCCUCUAGUUCUGAUGAAGAUAUUCAAAAUGACAAUAGCGAUACUGAAGAAGAAGAAGGAAAUAUUACUGCGGAAAACUCAGGCGAACAAUUUGAAAUUCCUGCUAUGAAUGGCAAUGUAAUAUGGUCUUUACCGACAAAAGAUGCUCACAUACCACGGUUCAGUAUUCCGGAUGAAAUUCAGUGUGCCGUAGACCCAUCGAUUACCGCAAAUUCUACUCCACUAGAAAUAUUCAACAAACUUUUUCCGCGUAGUCUGUUUAUUUUUAUUGCUAAAUGUACAAACCAGAGAAUUCAAAUGUAUAAUCGCAAUAACAAGUCUGCUACCCUUACUGAUGCAGGAGAAAUUAUGAUCACUCUCGGUUGCUCAUUGGUUAUGUGCUACAAUAAAGUACCGAAUCUUAGGCAUUACUGGUCAUCUCAUCCAUCUUUGGGAAACAAAGCGAUAAAAUCAGCCAUAUCUAAGAACAGAUGUUUGUUUCUUCUUUCUAAGCUUUAUUUUAACGACCCCAAAAAGCCAGAAGGUUCUAGUAAAAUAUAUUACGUACAGGAACUCAUAUCCUGUUUCAAAUACACUUUUCAGAAGUAUCGAUCUGACAGUUCGAGGCAAAGCAUAGACGAAAGCAUGGUUGGCUUCAAGGGAAGGUCGUCAUUGAAGCAGUAUAUGCCCCAAAAACCAGUAAAGAGAGGCAUAAAAUUAUGGUGUAGAUGUGACGCUAAAACAGGAUAUACAUAUGACACAAAUGUAUACUGCGGCAAAGAAGAUGUUGAAAGAUGCGGAACUCUUGGUGAAACAGUAGUCAAAAAACUAUGUGAGACCAUAAGAAAUCCGAAUGUUGUAUUGGCAUUUGACCGAUUUUUUACUUCAGUACAUUUGAUGGACUACCUUCAGUACCCAGCAGUGGGAACUGCCAUACUUACGAGAAAAGAUAUGCCAAAAAAAUUUAAAGAAAAAAGAAAAAUGAAUAGAGGCGAAUGUGAGUUUUUGACGAAUCAAUCAAGCUCUCUCGCAACCAGAUGGCAAGAUACGAAAGAAGUCAUUGUGCUGAGUAAUUGCCAUAGUACAGUCAUGACAAGUGUAAAGAGAAAAGACAAAAGUGGCAAAAAAGUUGAUGUGCCAUGCCCUACCGCCAUUGCAUUUUAUAACGAAAUAAUGGGUGGAGUUGAUCUUGCAGAUCAAAUGAGCGGCGUUUACAAUUUGGAUCGAAAAUCAUGUAAAUGGUGGAAAAAGAAGAUCUAA